AAAACUUCAGCAACGCAAUCAGGCUAAUUAUGCGUUUAAUUCCAUUGUUUUAAGUUACGCAUAAUUGAAUACUUAACAAUGUUUACAACGAUAAUUGUCGGUAUGUACUACGACGCUUUAUAUAUGAUUAUGUGACGAGCUUUUAAGAGCUAUGGUUCAUUGAUUUUGGGUUAAGAGCGAAACCGUAAACGGAUGAGAAAAGCUUCUCAGCACAAAUUCACUUAUAUCAAGUAAUAAGGCGAGAAAACUUAUUUAUUUUUAAAACUUACAAGGAAGUAUUUAACGUUGGAAUAAAAGAGUUAUUUUUCACAGUUCAAUAAAAAUUGGUUAAUACUUUAUGAUUACAUGAAUUUUAUAGCAAAGUAGCUAGUAGUUUUUAUAAACAACACACGUUAUUAGUUUUUAAAAAUUUACCACCAUAACGCGCCUACAUAGUAUUCGAAUUAAUAGGGACUAUAUCAGAAUGGGUUCAAGGAUAAGCUCUUCAAAACGAACCGCUGAAACUUUUAACAACGGUAAAGAAUCCAAACUUAAAAGACGUUUAGGAAAACAUUCAGGUAAACGUGAUAUUUUAAAUCACAACGAAAACUGCUUUCCUCGUCCAAGAAAGUUAGAAAUGCUGUUAGAUAGACCUGAAGCUUCUCGUUGUGUAAAAGAGCAACACGGCUGGAAUGCUGAAGAUCGUAGUAUGAACAUUUAUGUAAAAGAGGAUGACUGUAGAAUUUCACAUAGACAUCCAGUUGCGCAAAGUACCGAUGCUAUUAGAGGAAAAGUAGGUUAUUCAAAAGGAUUACACGUAUGGGAAUAUACAUGGUCAACCAGACAGCGUGGUACUCACGCAGUUGUUGGUGUUGCUACUGCUAAAGCCAUUUUACAUUGUGCCGGGUAUCAUUGUCUUGUAGGAGCAAAUUCAGAGAGUUGGGGAUGGGAUUUAGGCAGAAAUAAAUUAUUUCAUAAUGAAAAAGCAGUAUUAUCACAGACUUAUCCAAAAAACUUAGGAUCUGAUGCUAAUUUUAUUGUCCCUGACACAAUUAGAUGUAUUUUAGAUAUGGACGUAGGAGAGUUAAGUUUUGAAGUUGAUGGACAAUUCCUCGGAGUCGCGUUUACUGGUCUUAAAGAUAAAACCGUUUAUCCAAUUGUAUCUGCAGUUUGGGGACAUUGCGAAAUUAAACUCGACUAUAUUGGUGGUUUAGAUCCUGAACCGCUACCGCUGAUGGAUUUAUGCCGGCUCAAAAUACGUCAACAAGUUGGUAAAGAGAAUAUGACCGAAGAGACAUUAAAAAGCUUCGAUAUUCCGCGGCAAAUGAGAGAUUAUCUUAUCUAUAAAUGGUAACAAAUUUAAACCACCGAAAUAUUUGCUCCAUACCGAACAAAAAAAAAAUGACAAACAGCCGAUACGGGGUUUUCUUUCUAGUUUCAUCGCUGGAAUUCUCAUUAUCUAAUUACCCGAUGGAAGAUUAUGAUGUGAAAAAAGACUACCGUCUUCACCAACUUCGAAGUUGUUCAAAAUUCGAUUGAAAUCGACGCUUGCUUGCUGUUCGUUUUAAAUGGUGAAAAUGUUCCUUUGAGAAACGAAGUAAUAGACAUAAUUUAAUUUUGCCAAAUUUUCAACAAAACGUUCCUGAGUACAAAACGAUCUGUUUGAUGGUCUUCAAUUAUGAGAUGUUUUAUUUUUUCCAACGCUGUUGCAAUUGCAAAAACUUUUCUUCGAUCGAUUCUUUCCUAAUUUAACAGAACGGAAUAUAUGUUUAUUUUAUAUUCUUGAAAAAAUAAACGUUUUAAAAAAUGUUUGAAAAAACAUUUUAAAAUCAUUAAAGUUUAAGAAACUAAUAAUUUAUAUGUAGUAUAAUAAUUUAAGAAGUUAUAUAUUUAUUAUUACGUCCAUUCUUUUAUUGGACAAAUUUUCAAAAAAAAAAUAAAACCAGUUUGUUAAAAUCCAUUUUUAAAAGGGCAUUUUUGUGACUCCAAGUAUUUUUGAUCUCGAUGAUCAUUUAAAAUAUAGGAAUCUUCCAUUCAUUUUUUCAUAGCUUCAUCAAACAUAAUAACUUUAUUAUUAAAAAAAGAUUUGCAUAAAUAAGAUUUUUUAGUUGUAAUUUUAAAGGAUAUUGUUUCAAAAAAACUAUUCGUAUAAGUUGUAAAUAUAUUUUUUAUAAUAGUUUGUUUCUAUAA
This is a messenger RNA of Hydra vulgaris (swiftwater hydra), 2169 nucleotides long. RefSeq names its product protein gustavus. Gene Ontology annotation, cellular component: SCF ubiquitin ligase complex. The record is from RefSeq and is a predicted model, not a curated record. Lineage: Eukaryota; Metazoa; Cnidaria; Hydrozoa; Anthoathecata; Hydridae. Gene Ontology annotation, biological process: proteasome-mediated ubiquitin-dependent protein catabolic process. Gene Ontology annotation, molecular function: protein binding.